AUGAGUAAUGCUCGCUACAGAAGGCGUUUCCAGUACAAGCCGUCACCAAUAGUACCGACAAGUGCCCCCAAUUUCCCGAGCAACAUGCCCUCUGAUAUUUUAGAACUAUUCAAAGUACCAAGCAACGAGUUCUGCAGCCAAAUGAUCAUUCAACCUUCUCACCAUUACGUCGUGUUGCCUUGGUGGUAUUAUUAUUGUCAGAACAUGAAGGAAAAGAAAUUCUUGAAGGACAACAAGAGGAUGCCUAAUUUCGGACAUUAUAAAGUGAUUUUGGAGAGAGUAAAGCAGUAUAAGAAGAGGCAUGGAGAAGAAACAGAUAUGAGACGUCACAGACCACACUACGAAAGGCUUUAA
Molecule: messenger RNA, 354 nt
Organism: Diatraea saccharalis (sugarcane borer)
Lineage: Eukaryota; Metazoa; Arthropoda; Insecta; Lepidoptera; Crambidae
Source: the annotation of a GenBank genome assembly